This is a messenger RNA of Sus scrofa (pig), 8905 nucleotides long. NCBI's taxonomy places the organism in Eukaryota, Metazoa, Chordata, Mammalia, Artiodactyla, Suidae. The record is from RefSeq and is a predicted model, not a curated record.
AUAUGAAGCGGAGCAGGAGGAGGCUGGGAUGUUGGGUGGGGAGAGAAGGGGGUGCUUGGAAGAGGCUGUAAGCAGUGGAGGUGGUGCCAUGUGUUGGAUUCAGGAUGUGGUUGGGAGGUAAAACCACGCAGCCUUCUGGGUGGAGUUGGAUGGGGUGUGGUGGUGAGGAGGAGAGAAGAAUAAAGAUGGUUGCAAGGCUGCAGCCUGGGUGGAUGGCAGUGCCAUUUGCUGGGGGCGAGGAAGGCUCGGAGGAAGCCGACUGGGAGGAAAGGAACACAGGCACACACGCUCUAUCUUGGACAUUUUGAGUUGGAGGUGAUGUCAGCGCAGCAUUUGGAGGUGAUGUCAGAGAAGCAUUUGGAUACAGAGGUCUGGGCUAGAAACGCAAGUGUGGGAGCUCUCAGCACAGAGAUGACUCCACAAAAUGAAACCAGGACGCUUUUGGCUGCAUCUCACACUGCUUGGAGCCUCCCUGCCUGCUGCUUUGGGAUGGAUGAGCCCAGGAACCAGCAGAGGACUGAACACGGGUGGGGGAGAGUCCCCGGCAGAGAAAUCCAGAAGCUUUGAAGUCACAAGAAGAGCAGGACUUUCCGGCCACGUCGGGCUGCCGGCCUCCUGCGGAAAGAUGUUCUGCAGCCGUGGGAGCAGGUGCACGCUCAGCAGGGAGACGGGGGAGCCUGAGUGCCGGUGCCUGGAGGCCUGCAGGCCCAGCUACGUGCCCGUGUGCGGCUCCGAUGGGAGGGUGUAUGAAAACCACUGCGAGCUCCACCGUGCUGCCUGCCUGCUGGGGAAGAAGAUCGCCGUCUCCCACAGCAAGGACUGCUUCCUUAAAGGUGACCCGUGCACCAUGGCUGACUAUGCCCGCCUGAAGAAGGUCCUUCUGGCCCUGCAGACCCGCCUGCAGCCACCCCACGAAGGGGACAGCUGGCCGGACCCUGCCUCCCAGAAGCGCUUCCUGGUGGAAUCUCUGUUUAAGGACUUGGAUGCAGACGGGGACGGCCACCUCAGCAGCUCUGAACUGGCCCAGCACGUGCUGAAGGAGCAGGACUUGCAGGAGGACUUCCUGGGGUGCUCGCCGGGCGACCUCCUCCGCUUUGAUGACUACAACAAAGACGGCGUCCUCACCCUCCGAGAGCUCUGCACAGCCUUCCAGGUGGUUCAGCUCAGCCUCGCCCCAGAGGAGAGGGUCAGCGUGGCCACAGUGACCGUGGGGCUGAGCACGGUGCUGACCUGCGCCAUCCGCGGAGACCUGCGGCCACCCAUCAUCUGGAAGCGCAAUGGGCUGGCCCUGAACUUCCUCGAUUUGGAAGACAUCAAUGACUUUGGAGAGGACGACUCCCUCUACAUCACCAAAGUGACCACCAUCCACAUGGGCAAUUACACCUGCCACGCCUCCGGCUACGAGCAGCUGUUCCAGACCCACGUCCUGCAGGUGAAUGUGCCACCUGUCAUCCGCGUCUAUCCAGAGACCCAGGCACAGGAACCUGGGGUGGCAGCCAGCCUGAGAUGUCACGCAGAGGGCAUCCCUAUGCCCAGAAUCACUUGGCUAAAAAAUGGCAUGGAUGUCUCAACUCAGAUGUCAAAACAGCUCUCCCUUUUAGCCAAUGGGAGUGAACUCCACAUCAGCAGUGUCCGGUAUGAAGACACAGGGGCGUACACCUGCAUUGCCAAAAACGAAGUGGGCGUGGAUGAAGAUAUCUCCUCCCUCUUCAUUGAAGACUCGGCUAGAAAGACCCUUGCAAACAUUCUAUGGCGAGAAGAAGGCCUCGGUGUGGGAAACCUGUUCUACGUCUUCUCUGACGACGGCAUAAUCAUCCUGCACCCAGUGGACUGUGAGAUCCAGAGGCAUCUCAAACCCACAGAGAAGAUCUUCAUGAGCUACGAAGAGAUCUGUCCUCAAGGGGAGGAAGGCGCCCCCCAGCCCUGCCAGUGGGCAUCAGCAGUGAACGUCAGGCACCGCUACAUCUAUGUGGCCCAGCCGGCACUGAGCAGGGUCCUCGUGGUCGACGUGCAAGCCCAGAAAGUCCUCCAGUCCAUAGGUGUCGACCCUCUGCCGGCUAAGCUGUCCUAUGACAAGUCACAUGACCAAGUGUGGGUCCUGAGCUGGGGGAAUGUGCACAAGUCCCAACCAAGCCUCCAGGUGAUCACAGAAGCCAGCACCGGCCAGGGCCAGCACCUCAUCCGCACGCCGUUUGCAGGAAUGGACGAUUUCUUCAUUCCCCCCACAAACCUCAUCAUCAACCACAUCAGAUUCGGCUUCAUCUUCAACAAAUCUGACCCUGCAGUGCACAAAGUCGACCUGGAAACGCUGAUGCUGCUCAAGACCAUCGGGCUGCAGAGGCACGGCUGCCUGCCGCAGGCCAUGGCCCACAGCCACCUGGGCGGCUACUUCUUCAUCCAGUGCCGGCAGGACAGCCCCUCGGUGGCCCCCGCCCCGCAGCUGCUGAUCGACAGCGUCACGGACGCCGUGGUCGGCCCCAACGGCCACGUUACCGGCGCCCCGCACACGUCCCCCGACGGGCGCUUCGUCGUCAGCGCCGCCGCCACCAGCCCCCAGCUGCACGUGCAGGAGAUCACGCUGCGGGGGCAGAUCCAGACCCUCUAUGACCUGAAAGUGGGUCGGGGCAUCUCGGACGUGGCCUUCCAGCGCUCCUCCACCCAGGGCAACCAGUACUACGUCUACGCCUCGCUGCAGGCAGAGCCGGACCUGCUGUUCCUGGAGCUGUCCACGGGGAAGACGGGCCUGCUCAGGGGCCUGAAGGAGCCGCCCGGGCCCCGCAGGAUCGUGAGGGACAGCGGGCUGUUCGGACAGUACCUGCUCACGCCGGCCCGCGAGUCGCUGUUCCUCAUCAACGGGAGACAAAACGCGCUGCGCUGCGAGGUGGCGGCCGUCAAAGGGGGGACCACGGUGGUAUGGGUGGGCGAGGUAUGAAGCAGCCACGGAGCAUCGCCUGGUCCUGACCCCGUGGCCCCAAGCAGGCGCCCUGUACAUUUUUACAGACAAAAGCAAAAACCUCUAUCCGCUUUGUGGUUCAACACUGGUCUCCUUGCAAGUUUCGGUUUGCGCUGCUAACGAGAUCGGGGUUUUCGUUCAGAGGGAUGAUUUCGGCCUCGAGCUGCGACGGGAACGCGCUGCCGUGGCAGAGAAGCCUUUCUGCGCCCAGCUACAAGCCACGGGACCUGGGCGGCCAAGGAACUAGCAGCUCCCGCUGUCCAGGCGGAUGGUGUGGUCAGUGGCCUUCGCAUAGACAUUCUUUUCCACCGGGUCUGGCCAGACCUCACCCCGAUGGAGUGACCUGAAGCGGGGCCGGGAGACACAGGUUCCCAGGAACAGGGCUUUUCCUCCCGGCGUGAGAGCCACAUCCACGCUUGCUCUGGACUUCAUUUUCUCCUUCGCAGCUGCUGCUUGCUUUUCUUUCCAUUUGACUUGUUGUAAGCCCGAGGGAGAGCCAACAGGACUUACUGCAUCUUGGGAGAUGGGGAAAUCACUCACUUUAUUUUGGAAAUUUUGAUUAAAGAAUACUUUUUUAUAAUCUGAAAUGCUAGGAAGCAGAAAGAGGCUCUCUGAGGUCCAGCUGUGUUCUUCCCUGCCUUAGGCCAAGUCUCUGAGAGUCGCCGCAUCCCACAGCCAGAAAGAAGGCCGAUAGUCAUCAAAAGAUUGUGGUCCUCUAUCCCACCGACACCCCGAAGUGCACAUCAAGCCACCACAAUAGCAAAGGCUCCGUUCUGGACCGGGACCCCCCCCACCCCCCCAGACCAGGAAAACCCUGCGUGCCUGCUUUUCAUCACUGAAGGGGGACAUUUAUUAGCCAGCCCAGUACUACAGAGUCGGGGCCGGCCAGGAUUACCUGGAAGGGUGUGGGUAGCCUGCGGAAUAGCCAUCUCCAGGCUCAAUGCAAAAACCCCAAGGAUAUGAAUGGAGUCCAGGCAGGUUCCUAAGAUUAUCCCUUUUAAAAGCCGAUUUCUUUUCUGCCUGUGGCCCUUGCCCUCAGCUCUGGCCCCCUAAGCCCUGCAUCAUAUCAUGCCACAGACAGCACCUCUCAGAAUUUCCUUAUACUCGGGUCCCUCUCUCCCCACUCGCACACACUCCAAAGCUGAACAGGAUGUGGGCAGGCACUGCUGCCUUAUUUCCAAAUGUCUCAGGCUGCAGUGGGCUCUCCAGUGGGCAUCAAAGAAGUACAACCCAACAGCACGGUGAACACAGCCCAUGUGGGAGAAGCUCAGCAAGGAUGAGGCGCCCUUAGGUCUUGAAACACCCCCUUUGUCUCUCAUGCCCAUCAGCGGCCAAAGCACACCUGUAUGCUUUCGAACUUGAAUGAUCAUUUUUCAAAAGCUGCCUAGAGUUGGUCCCAUCCAGAGGUAUUGGCUAGUUUAGAUGCCUUCACCUGCCAAAGUGGCCGUGAUCUUCCUGGGCUGCUGAGGAAGGGCCCCUUGCAGGGAAAGGAAGACACAGCCUCCCCUGCCUCCCUGGAAAUAGAGCUUCUCGCUCCCACCUAAAUGCCCAGCCCACCUGCCCCAUCAGAUUUCCUGAGAUAAGCCAAUCCUCUGGCAUGUCUCACACAUCUCCGUCCACCAAAAAUACUUGUCACCAACAACUCCUAGGAGUGUGCCUCGAUGUAUACAUUCAUCAAUAUUUUUAAGGUAAAAUAGGUAGAUAUCGGUCGAGGAAACUGACCUCAAAAGCCUAAUAUUUAGUUUCAUGAUAACUGGGAAGGAUGGAAAACACAACUCUUUUUUUUUUUUUAAUUCCUGCCUCAAUUUCUGGACACAUUGACUUCCAAACUCCCCAUUCUAUUACUGAAACCCUCCAACUUUCAUGGGCCUUCUCCUUUUGGAAAACUCUUCUCAAUUGUGGCAGCCCCUGGAAGAAAAAGUCUCUGAGCCCACCUGAGGACGAGCCCCAGCCAGGCCAGAACAUCGGCCCCUCUGGGUGGCAGGAUUCUGGAAUAAAAGGCCAGUCCAGUCCCGACCGGCUGUUUAAACAGGGAGCGACUUGGACAGCGCUGUUCCUUUUCCCCUGUUCCUUCCACUUCUAAGUGUGUCUGAAAGGCAGAUUUGCCCCUCGUUGUCAUCACUGUGCUGUUACAAAGCUGGAGAGGGCCAGUGUAGGUCUUGCUGCCAGCACUUCAGACAAAGUUAAAUAGGAGCAGGGAAUCACCAGCCUGCAAACUGUGACAUUUGCAAAUACACAAAGACAGGAGGGUCAAUAUUUUUUCAGCAGUGCAACCAAUGGAACUGCUUGGGUAGGAGGCAGGGGAAAAGCUGGCUGGGAUUGCCAUCUCCCCCUCUUCCCACACUUUAGCCCCAGAAGAGGCUCGUGGAACACAGUUGGAAAGCGGCUGGGGUAGGAGGUUGUCACAACGGCCAUUGAUCCUUCUGAUCAUCACAAGUGAUUGACUAACUAGGAUGUUGCACAUUGAAGAAGUAUUGGUUUUAUGAAAAGAAUCACCCAAAAAAGCCACUUGUGUAAUGAACUCUUUCACAAUUCCUGGAUUUUGAAACACAAUUAACUUCAUGAAAAUUCAACACAGAUUUUUUUCUUCAGACUAACACACACACACGUAAUUUACACUUGUGGUGACAUUAAAGAAAUGGGGGAGCCUUCAUUCUCCUUCUGCCCCAGGGAGCAGAAACCCCUUCCCCCACAUGAAGAUUCUGGGUCCAAAAGCCCAACCAGCCACCCACGGAUUCGUGGCCAGAAGAGGGUUCUGUCUGCUUCUAGAUGCCUUCAUGGACUUCCUGCACCGGUAAGCAUGGGUGUGGACCACACGCAAUGAGGCAAAUGCCGUCAUCCCAGCCCCAGUCACCUUGACCCAGCAAGCCCUACCUGAGGCUGGCUCAGGCUCCUCUCUGAAGGCUCCAAGUCACUCCAGAGUCCUACUUCUUUCUCCAAACCCCCAGAAGUAGCUGGAAGAUCCCUGUAAAGCCUUGGCUGGGGCCACAGCGAUACCAAGCUUCCGGUUCCGUACCAUCACAGGGGACAGAAGCUCAGUCCCUGCAAUUCCCACUCCUGUCCCGGCCGUCUCCCCAGCCAGCUCCAGGUAGGUGCCCUGGAGGACGGCUCUGAACCCCAAGUAAAGCUGAGAACCCCCUGCUGCCCUAGGGCAUUGGAACUGCUGUGUCUUCAUUGAGGAAAGCAGCCUGGCUUUGUGUGGCCGCAACUUCUUUAAUGUUGACCAAUAACCUGUGAACUAUAGGAGGUUUCAGAACUGAGACGUGAGAAAGAGUCACGAUGGAUAUAUUUUUCUACAAGGGGCUUAAAACAUAAUCGAUUCAUUUUCCACGAUGUGUUUCAUUGACAUACCAUGGACCCUGCACCGUCCUCAUUACCAAAUCCUACAGGAGCAUCGAUACUGCUUCCGACUCCUUCCUACGCAUCCACCAAUCUACCUCACACCUUCCUCCCGGAACCCAGCAUCCCCAGAUGGCCAGACAGGUGACGCAGGAUGACAAGGGUGCAGACGUGAAGUCUUUUGCCAUCCUCCCCCACCCGGGACCCCAGAUCCCACUCCAAGCACAAUCAGAAUCCAUGGGGACACAGCCCCUUGCUGUCCACAACCACAUGCCCGAACCCGAGCUCACAGCCCUUUGCGGUUAGGUGACCAAGGCUAGAAAGAACUCAGAACUGUCAUGAAAGUCGGCUCUUAGCAGACAGAAACUGUGCAGUGGGAAUAGAAGCCAUGCUGUCGCGGCCAAAUCUCGCCCCUCAGAGGGCCCGAGCUACCCUCUGCCCUCCAUCCUUGCUCUGUUCUCUGCUUUCCCACUCCCUUCCUCCGCCUUGGGCCUCCUGCUCCUGAGCCACUCCUACAAGGCUCCUCGCCUGACCACCACACCAGCGCCACCUCAAUGGCCUGUACAUCCUGCUUCCUUGUUUGGGGAUCCAAGUAGAAAUCACUCCAAGGUCCAGAAGCUACUGUUGGCUCCCAGAUGAUUGGCACAUCAGCAAAAUUAUAGAGAUCAUAGAACAGAGAGUUUAAAAGAUUCAAGGGAGGCGUUCCCGUCAUGGCUCAGCGGUAAUGAACCCAACUAGUAUCCAUGAGGACGCAGGUUCAAACCCUGGCCUCGAACAGUGGGUUACAGAUCCAGCAUUCCUGUGAGCUGUGGUGUAGGUCACAGAUGCAGCUUGGACCUGGCAUUGCUGUGGCUGCGGUGUAGGCUGGCAGAUGCGGCUCCGAUUGGACCCCUAGCCUGGGAACCUCCAUAUGCCGCAUGUGCGGCCCUAAAAGGACCAAAAAAAAAAAAAAAGGAUUUGAGAGAGAAAUAUAUAGUGUUUAUCCUCAGGGUGUGACUGCAAGACCCCAAAUACCUGGUGGAAUACAAUCCACUUCCUGCUUUCGUCUACACCAGAUUACCUGCCAAGCCACGUGAGGAUUUGAGCACCAUAUCUGGGCCUUCGGGGUUUAGGCACCAGCCACCCAGCAGACACAGGGAGUCCAGCAGGCAUGGUCCCACACCUCCUUUGGACCUGUGAGCAGCACUGGGAAUGUAAGCAGACACAGUGUGUUCAAUUGUGGAAGCUCUGGGGAGAGCAGGGACCUCCUGAAUUCACAGCACCGAGUGUUGGGCGUGAGCUUGUUUAUUGGACAAAGCUGCAAUUCACACACCCCUCUUUCCAAGCUCACCUGGACUAAGAUGGGACCGUCCCUUUCCCCUGUGGCCCCAGAGAAAAGGCCACCCACCCCCAGUAGGCUGUAGAGGGCUCAGGCUGUACUCCACAAAACAGUAACUGCUGACCCCCCUCCUGCCCCCAGCCUUAGUGGCACGUGGUUCUUCACAAGGCCCCAUGGCAGGAUGGGAUGAUGCUACCUGGGGUUUCGGGGGGUGGAGGACAGCCCUCGUCAAGAUCAGAGCUUUGUUUCUGAAGAAGAGCAAUGGGUAUCAGCUGGAUAUGGGGCCCAAGAGCUUUCCAAGGAGAAUGAUCUAAGUCUCAGCAUUCAUCCACUGCCCAUCGUGACGGCCACCAUAGCUUUAAGAGUUGUUGGCCCCUUUGCUACUUCAGCUGCUUCAGAGAGGUGAGGACAGCAAUCUGCAAGCCUCCCGCCCCCCAGGCCCACAGCACAGCCUUCUGUGAUGCCCCCAGCUACUCUACCCUCUGUCUCAAGAGAAUCAACUGCCCAGACUAGCCCUGAAGAUGUGGGGGUCUGGUCAGUGUCCUCAGGCAAGAGGAAAUGCAUCUGAUUAGACCCUCCAAACCCACCCCAAACAGGUGACAGAAACUUCUAUCCUAUCCAGUGUCCCACACCCUCACCACUGGCUCCAGCGACUGGCCAGCCCCCCUCCUGUUCCUGGUCCGACCCCUUCGCACCCCACCCUGCCCUCCCUCGCUGCUUGUGCUUCCUAAAGCCCGUGUGAGAUGAUCUCAAAGCAGACUAGGCAUGGAAUACUGCUGCAGUGGUCACACACGCUUGUGUUCAUGCUAGAGUGUCCUGAACGACCCUGGAGAUACAAAGUCACAUACACACACACACACAUACACACACCCGCCAUUUGUCCCGUUAGGAUUCUCAUCCUCCCCGCACCUCAGAAAACUUCCAAAUUGCUUAUGUCGAGGCAGAUUACAUUAUUUUGAGCAGUUGUGUAGACUCCAAAAUAUAUUUUCUGGAAUCACUGGUAUUUCUCAAAAGGCCUCCUGUAAUUACUAUACAUGUGAAUUUUUUCCUUAUUUAUAAAAUAUAUAUAAAUUAUUUUUAAUACAUCAACUUUAGUAGAAAUUUGUACCAACACAGUAACUGUCUGUGGCAUCGGAAAUAAGUUUGUGUUUACUUUGACGUAUUGCACACUAUUGGACACGCCAUGUAUUUGCAGUACCACUUGAUAUAAAGACGGUUCACAGAUUAUCAUACAGUGUUGUCAUUGUAAAUGGCUCUUUUUCUGAGAAUUUUACAAUAAAACUUGAGAAAAGUUA